CCAUACAAAUAUUUAAACGAUAUCGACAAGAAUAUGAUGAAACAACAAUAACCGAAAUCCAAAUAAUGUAUCGUAUGCAUUUAUUAUCUAUAUUUGGUUUUUAUUCCAAUUUAUUAAUUAAAUUCGUUUCAUUAAUAAAACCAUAUCAAAAUAUGAAUCAUUUUUUCGAUUUUAUACAAUUAUUUAAUGAUAAUAAAUGUAUUUUAGCUGUUAAUAUAACAACAACGACGACGAAAAUUGAGAAUUUAAUUGAAUCAUUAUUAAAACUUAUUCAUAAAUGUUUAGUUUGUUUGGGAGAUCUUAGUAGAUAUUUAAGUGAAUAUGAUGGAUGUAUACAAACAGCAGAGAAAUAUUAUACAAUGGCGGUAUUACUUGAUCCAGAAAUUGGUAUGCCAUUAAAUCAAUUGGGAACAUUAUGUGGUCGAUCGAAUGUUAAUUGUGAUGCAGCUUUUUUCUAUUUACUUUGUUUGAGUACAACACAUCCAUUUGAUGGUGCAAAAGAUAAUUUACAGAUGCUUUUCGAACGAAAUGAAAGACGAUUUUUAGAAUUUAAUAAACAACAGGCGAAAAAUCGAAAUGAUAAAACAAGUAAUCGUGAAAUUCGUCGUUUUCUUGUUGAAUUUUUACAUGUUACUCAUCAAUUACUUGAAUCGAACAAUAUUGGUCAAAUUCAAGAAUUAGGUCAACAGACAUUAAAUGAUUUUAAUGCUUGUAUGUUUUAUCAAAAUGAUUCAUUACUUUCUGAUGAUCUUGUUUUUAAAUUAUUAUCAAUAUCAAUGAUGCUUGUUGAUCGGAUUCAACGUACACGUAGUCGAACAGUUAAACAAACAAUACUUUUUGCUGGUAUUGCUUUUGCUGUUGCUCUAUUUUCACAUGUUGUUAAUCAUACAAUUAUUCGUUUACAAAAUGCUUUUUAUCAAUUACAUGAUGCUCGAACUAAAACGAAUGAAAGUGAUUCGGAAGAAGAAGAAGAACGUCGACAGGCAGAAGCAAAAGAAAAACGACGUCGAAUGAAAAUGGUAUUAUCACGACGUCGUCGACAAAGUGCAUCAUCAUCUGAUAAAAGUGAUCAAAGUGAACGUUCAGAAUCAAAUGAACGAUAUCAACGACGAGAUGAUUCAUCAGAUGAUUAUAGAUCCGAAGAUGAAAUACCAGAUUAUCUUUCUGGAGGUUCAUCAACUGAUGAUGAUAAUGAAGAACAGAAGAAACAAGUUAUUCGAGAUGAAAAAGAUAAAGAAGCUGAAGGUUAUUUAUUACUUUUGUUUUUUGCUGUUUUAAAUACCGUUUUGUCUCAUAUAGAAUUAGCAAUUAAAGUUGCACUUGAUGAAUUUAUGGAAAAAAUUAAACAAAGUGGUGCUGUUUUUCAUGAUAAUAAUGAUUCACAAACAACACUUUUUUCAUUUACUGAUUUAUCAACACAUUUAUUUGCUGCAUUUGCUUCACAUGAUUGUCCAUCACCAUUAUUUCUUGAUCAAAAUUCAUCAGAUGAUGAUCCAUAUUCAACAUCAACAUACAAUUAUGAUCAACCAUUUAAAUCUAUUUUUAUUGGAAAUAAACAAAUCAAUGUACCACCAGGAUUUGAACAUAAUAGUGAUGCUUUAGCAGCAGCAGAAAUUGAACAAAAAAUGGCGGAAUUUGAACUUGAACCUAUUAUGGAUAAUACAACAAGUGAACAACAAAAUAUUGAUAAUGAUCAAACUACUCGUUAUCAUGGUACAAAAUUAAUCCUUGAAUUAUUAGAAAACGAAUAUUUACUAUCUGCCAUAAAAACUUUUUGUGAUUGGCUUGCUGGAAACAAACGUUUACUUCAAAUGCUAUUACCGAUAUCUCCUGGUCUAUGGUCAAAAUUAGCAUUAUUAUUAAAUUUUUUACCUCAUGAACGUGAUAUUAUCAAAAGUGGUAUGUUUAAUCCGAUCGCAUUCAUUUAG
This is a messenger RNA of Adineta steineri, 1928 nucleotides long. The record is from the annotation of a GenBank genome assembly. NCBI's taxonomy places the organism in Eukaryota, Metazoa, Rotifera, Eurotatoria, Adinetida, Adinetidae.